Molecule: messenger RNA, 2421 nt
Organism: Gymnogyps californianus (California condor)
Lineage: Eukaryota; Metazoa; Chordata; Aves; Accipitriformes; Cathartidae
Gene: CCHCR1
Product: coiled-coil alpha-helical rod protein 1
Exons: 14
Coding region: 264-1340 (358 amino acids)
Biological process (GO): protein export from nucleus; cell differentiation
Cellular component (GO): centriole
Source: RefSeq, a predicted model, not a curated record
CUGGGACUUACUGGGAGUUGUCCCCCCUGCAAGGUGCCACCAAUGGCCGAGAGUCACCCGGAGUCACCAGGCACUGGUCUGUGGGGCCUCGUCCCCCAUCGCACUUUGUGCUCCGCCCCCCCGGCCCCAGCACCAGGUCCCUGGAGGCGGAGCUUGAGACUGAGAAGAGGCGGGGCCAAGCCCUGGAGGUGGAGCUUGAUGCUGAGAAGAGGCGGGGCCAAGCCCUGGAGGCAGAGCUUGAAGCUGAGAAGAGGCGGGGGCAAAUGUUAGAGGCGGAGCUUGAUGCUGCAAAGAGGCAGGGCCAAACAUUGGAGGCGGAGCUUGAGGCUGAGAAGAGGCGGGGUCAAGUCCUGGAGGUGGAGCUUGAGGCUGAGAGGAGGCAUGGUCAGACCCUGGAGGCGGAGCUUGAGGCUGAGAGGAGGCGUGGUCAGACCCUGGAGGCAGAGCUUGAGGCUGAGAGGAGGCGUGGUCAAACCCAGGAGGCGGAGCCUGAUGGGGGGCAGCCCCUGGAGGAGUGCCAGGCCCAGGUGCUGCUCCAGGCCCGGCUCAGCGCCCUCGGCCACAUCCUGACCCUGCAGGAGCGUGAGCUGGGCCGUGAGACACUUCUGGGGCGCUGGCGGGAGAAGGUCUUCGCCCUCCUGGUGCAGCUGCGGGUGCAGGAGGAGGCGCAGCAGGUGCUGCGGGCGCAGGUGGGGGCGCUGGGGGCGGCGGUGGCAGCGGGGACGCGCCGGGUGACGCGGCUGGAGCUGAGCCUGCGCGAGAGGGCGGCCAGCGCCGAGCUGCAGCGUCGGGACACCGAGCGCCUGGCGCAGGAGGUGAUGCGGCAGCGGGGACGGGCAGAGGCAGCUGAGGAGGCACUGGGGGGACUGGCCCGAGUGGCUGCCAGGCUGGCCGGGGUGGUGACAGCACGUGAGGCUGAGGUGACAGCAGCCACCGGGACCAUGGUCACCCUCAGCGCCCGCCUGCGCCGGGCAGGACAGCAGCUGCGCGUCCUCCAGGGGCUGGUGGCCCCAGCGGUGGCCUUGGACCGGCCAUGGUGGCAGCAGGACCCGGCGGGGGACGACCCAGUGGCCAAGGUGACAAGCAGCACCCAUCUGCUCGCGGGGACAACGGCCAGGGUCCGGCGCAGCGCGGUGGCCUUGGGGGUGGCUGAGGAGGCGACACACAGCUGGGUGACAAAGGACAAGGUGAUGCGGGAUGAGGUCACCCCCCGCGAGGACAGGACAGGGCCCCUCCCUGGCAGAGCGGCGCUGGGCUCCCUCGUGACGCAGCUGCAGGCUCUGGGCGCCGCCAUCCUUGGGGACGAUGGGGACAACGGUGACAUGGGUGACCCCCCCUGACCCCACUGCGGACCCAGGCAUCCGGGAACCGUUGACCUCCUGGAUGAGUAAGUGGGAAGCUGUCGUUGAACCUUCAUCCUACAAAAAGUAUCCACCUAGAAAGUGCAGCGAGUGUUCCCGGGAGCUUUGUUAACGCCCGGUGAGGGGGUGUUACCACCAGAGAAGAUGCGGAGAACAUCUAAAAAGACAAGAACCUUCAUGCGAUGGACAAUCCAAACCCUUCCAUGGGGAAACGUGGCAUUCCCUCGCAGAAAUGUUGACGGAUAAUCAAGGAAAUCCAAUUAGUCCAUCACGUCCCGGCUGGUUGACCUCCACCGUAACGUGGACACGGAGACUCAACGUACCCAGAAUCCACCGGUGGGACAGCGCGAACCGAGGUGUCCACCCACCCACGCGCACCCGCCUUUCGCGUAGGUGUUAGUAGGGUGUAUCCAGGAACGGGGACCAGUUUGGCACUGGUGGGACCCCCCAUGUCACCUCAUAGGUGACAGCAUCAUCCCAGUUUGGCACUGGUGGGAGCCCACGUCCCUAUGUGUCACCCAGUAGAUGACAGUGCUAUCCCAGUUUGGCUGGUGGGACCCCAUGUGUCACCCCGUAGCUGACACUGCCAUCCCAGUUUGACACUGAUGGGACCCUCAUGUCACCCCAGAAGUGACAGUCCCAUCCCAGUUUGGCACUGAUGGGACCCCCAUGUCACCCCAUAGGUGACAGUCCCAUCCUAGUUUGGCACUGGUGGGACCCUCACGUCACCCCAGAAGUGACAGUCCCAUCCCAGUUUGGCACUGGUGGGACCCUCACGUCACCCCAGAAGUGACAGUCCCAUCCCAGUUUGGCCCAGUCUGGCACUGGUGGGACCCCACAUUCCCAUGUGUUGCCCUGUAGAUGACAGUGCCAUCCCAGUUUGGCACUGGUGGGACCCCUACGUCACCCCAUGUCACCUCCCGGGUGGCAGCACCAUCCCAGUUUGGCCCAGUCACUUACUGGUUCUCCCCAUCCCAGUGACCCAACACUUUAUUUUAUUUCUUUAUACAGCUUUGCCCCUUUUUUGCACUGUUUCAGCCCAUUAAAGCUCGUGGGGUGA